Messenger RNA from Oenanthe melanoleuca, 3369 nucleotides. RefSeq lists its product as uncharacterized. Bases 201 to 929 code for a protein of 242 amino acids. The transcript is spliced from 8 exons. The record is from RefSeq and is a predicted model, not a curated record. Lineage: Eukaryota; Metazoa; Chordata; Aves; Passeriformes; Muscicapidae.
UAAGUCUACGUCAGACUUUUGUUUUAUUCAGAGGUUUGGCUUCCUGCCCUCUGUUCAGGCAAUAAAUUGGCUGUAACAGAGCUGAUUCUAGCAUUCUGUUCAGUAGAAGUAUCCCAGCAAGACAAAAACACACGAAAUAAGGACUCAAAAAAGAAAUCAUCUGAGAUCAUCCUCAUCAGUAUUUCUUCAGUGCCUCUACAAUGAUCCUCCGCUCAGGCCGUAAAAAGCCCUAUCAUAUGCCUCCCCGUAGAAGGAAGUCUGUGAAGAAGCAAUUUCUGCUUACAAAUAGGACAACAGCUUCUAGAAAGACAGGCUUCUGUGAACAAGCUUGCUUCUUACGGAGCUCCAUUGAGCCUACUCAUUCAUCAGUGUUUAACCUGCGAAAAACAGUGAAAUGUUAUAUACUAACUGAAGAUUCAAAAACAGUACAUUUUGAUAUAGAUGAAGAUGGUCAUCAUGAAAUAUGCACGAAGGAGUCACAAUCCUAUGAAGAUAUUGCGUGGUUAAGCGUGUUCACAAGGGGUGAAGGAGUUACUGGUAAGCCUCUUGUGGGAAAAAAAGAUUCUAAAAAUUUCGUGAUCCUCACACAAAGAUCAAAGCUUAAUGAAUUUGUCCUGUUGUGCAAGGGUAAGAAGCACCUCUCUCUGAAGGUCUUAAAAGCAUCCUGUUCAGAGCCAGAUCAUCAUUCACUGGGGACAUGCAAUAUGAAAACAUGCUUUGAAGAUCCUGACUUUAAACAGCUGAAUGAAGAUAAUAACUUUUUCAUCAUGCAUUACCAAGGAGAUUCAGUGCAGUUCCAAUGCUAUGAAGAUAGACGUUACUAUCUGUGUGUGAACGACGACUCACUUGAUAUUCGCAAGCUGGAGAACAGAGAUCCCAACAAGGACAAAAAUUUUUACUUCAGGGUGUCAUAUUUACAGGAAAAGUAACUUCUCUACCUUUCAGUGGUGUAAGUGCCCAUACAGUCCUAAGAAGAUGGGGGAGUUUGAGAUCAACUAAUUUCUGUUUGAGCAAAAUUCUUACAUUUUCAUAAUUUCUAAAUCACUAAUGUUCUUUAUUUCUGCACAUUCAGUAGCAAAAGAGAAAGGCCAAAUUUGAAAAACAUGCUAAUUGAUCAAUCUCUUGGUCCUACUUACGCAAUUAUGUUUUUAAGGAAACAAAAUAUUCUGGUGUGGGAAAAUAUACAGGGGAUAUUUUAAAAAUGGCAAGGAACACUAAGGAACAUAUAUGAAUAUGAUCAUAAAAUGUGCCAUUAGUUCUUCAUGAGGUAAAUGUUUUACUUUUUGAAAACUGUUUCUUAUAAGUUCACCUGAAUGUGGCAAGAAGACUUUUAGAAGUUUUUAAAUGCAUAUGUGCAUAUCCUGACUGACUGAUUUGGAGAAAGAGGUAGGAAGGGUGUCUCGAGUCUACCUGAGAAUAAGGGAAGAUGCUGGAAGUUGGAAGGUGUCUCUCCACCUGUAGCUCUGUGUCAGUCCAUACAGUCCAUUGUGCAAUUUCAGCAUCUCUCCAGCUCUCUAGGAAAAUGUACACAGAGCAUCAGAUGUGGAAUGUGCAGGCAGAGGGAGGGAGACACAUUGAACUGAUGGGCCAUAACACAUGUCUGCAAACACAGCAGAAAAUUGCUCCACUUCUGCGUCAUAGAGGAAAACGCAGUCACAUGCUCAAUUGCAAAACAGAGUGCAGAACAACAUCAGAAAAAUAAUAAUGUUCAAAAUUACUGAACAAAAUAAACACUAGGUGCUUAUGUGGGGUACACUGGAGGAGGCAUAAGAGUACCUACCCUUGAGCAGCAGUGUCAAAUGGAAGAUGUUAACAAUUAAAUGUCCAUAGACCAUACCCUGCAAAGAAAACCUAUUUGAAAUACAUGAGAAAACAACCUGAAAAUAAUCAAGAUCUUUAACUAGGUGUUAAAGAUCUGGUUCUUCAUUGCUGUGCAUGGAAUUCCACUCUGAUUUAGUGGCAAUUUUCUGUGAUGCAAGUAAUGCAAUUUUCUGUGAUGCAAGAGACCAUAUGUGUAUAAAUGAUAGACACGAUGCACCAAUGCCAAGAGACUGCUGCCUACAAGAUAAGACAACACUUACAAGAAUAGUCCUGUGUAAAUAUAAUAAACAAUGCACCUCUGAAAUAGGAAUCCUAUUGUCAGUCAGUCGAUCACACCAAUGCACAUUGCAAUAAGGCAAUUUUCUUCUGUAACUAAAUUCCAAAGAUUUGUGAGACCUUAAAAGCUUUCAUGGCUUGCUUGUUGCAUACUUCAAAUAGUGAAAAUCUUUAGGUUAAAAUGCUCAUUGAAGAGAGCUUUUAAGUACAUAAUACUUACAACUUCUGGACUAGCCAAGAGUUCAAUAAAGUUAGAUUGAAGAAAAAACUCCAAAACUCUAGAUAUUAAUUUCAGCAUUUAUUACACUAGAAUCAAGUUAUUUCAGCACUACUUAAGAUGUUGCACAAGAAAUAGAUUCUGUCAUGUAGUAAGUACAUUAAUUUCACUAUCUGAUACACUAAUACUUCAUACAUUUAUUACUGGUAAUGUAACCACCUCACUAAAUAAUAGAAUGGGCUAGAUGGCAAGUUGAUGAAAAGAUGACAAGUCACUGUAGAGCUUGUACAAAUCAUAUUAAUUAAAUCAGCAUUGCUGAUUAUCACCACAAAAGUUACACUUACCUCAGUUAAAUUUGAAUCUAUUUUGUAUUUAAAUUUAAAUUAUGGUUAUAUGGAGAAUAUAUGGCUAUAUGCAGAAUUUUGCAGAAUUUUUUUACCAUCUUAUAUUUUUUUUUAACAAUUCAUGGGAAAAUAAACCCUUAUGGAAAACAGCAGCAAAUUUUGCAAAAUUUCAGAUUUGAUAUCUAAGAUAGUAAUAUCAACUUCUCAUAAAACACAAUAAUAUCACACAGCUUCGUAACUCUAAAUGUACAUAGUAAAGCAAGUUCAAGAAUUCCUAUCUUAAUCUUUGACGGAGUCUUAUUUUGAUCAAAAACUCUCUUCAAACUGACAUUUUCCAAUUCCCACUAAUCUAAGUGUCUUGAGAGUGGCAGAUAAGUUUUUAUUGCGUGAGGUGUAAAUCAUAUAGAAUUUUUAUUUUAAAAUAGAAAAUGUUAGCCUUUUAGAAAAAUACAGUUUCUAACACUUUACAAUAUUUUGCUGUAAAACCAACAAUUAUUAACCUUCAUUUAACAGAUGUGAUAAUUAUUAAAAUAAAAAUAUAGGUAUUUUGCUCUUGUAUUUCUGCCCUUCAAAAGCUGUGCCUUGAGGAAAGUACUGCAUUUUGUUUGCUUAGACUAAUGUAAUGCAAGUAUUGUUCAUAUAUAGCUUCUUAUAUAAGCAUUUUGACCAUAUUUGUGACUUUCCACAAUAAAACCUGUGAGAAAAACUACA